AUGAAGCCAUCAGGCAUUUCUCCCUCUUUUUCUCGCCACCUUGCCCCACUGCUUGUGCUCUUGCUGCACCAAGCUCAUCUGCUUGUAGCAAACAAGCUCGCGGGAGGGUCGAUUCUCAGGCCACCAAACUACAUCACCUGCUCAUCCGGGGAGUACGCCUUCGGCUUCCGUGCCCUCGGCGACGACCCUAGCCGGUUCCUCCUCGCCGUCUGGUUCAACUUCAACUUCACCCAAGCGGCUGACCCUGCGGAGCAGAGGGUGGUGUGGUACGCGAAAGACCCAGACUCAGGCUCGGCCAUCACGGUCACAGGGCUAUCCGUAUUCAGCAUCAAUGAUCAGCUCUACCUCGACGACACCACAUCUGGUAGAAUUUGGAAAAACCAGAACCCUAACUUACAGUAUGGCUCUGACCUCGUGCUCCAGGACUCGGGCAACCUCCAGUUCCUCGCCUUUGGGGGAAGCACUGUCAUGUGGGAGAGCUUUCGGUAUCCGACCGAUACGCUCCUCCCAGGGCAGUCCAUGGGCUCUGGAGAAGCCCUUCAUUCGAAGCGCUCGGACACGGAUUUCUCCCGUGGCCGCUUCGGCCUGUACAUGCAGGCCGACGGCAACAUUGUCUUGUACCUCGCUGCCGACAACAUUGGCAGCAACCUUGCUGCCGGCAGCCUGAAAUCGGACAAUGCUUAUUGGGGGAGCGGCACCUACCAAUCCGGCAACACCCAAGACGGCAACACGACCCUUUUCUUCGACUCACCGGGGUAUCUCUAUUACCAUAUCAAGGACGGCAGUGUGCAAGACCUGAUACCUCUAUUUCCAAACUCCACCUCCAGUUACCACCAAUACGCAACACUCGAUCCAGACGGCGUCAUCCGCGUCUACACCCGGCCGAAGAAUGCCGCUGGGGGAAGGAGCAACGUGUCGUGGGCAGUCACUGGCUUAUUCCCAAGUGAAGGUUGCAGCAGGAGCACCGCUUUGCAAGGUUUCUGCGGCCCCAAUUCCUACUGCGUGCACGGCCCAAAUGGCCGUCUCGAUUGCAAGUGUCCAAGCGGCUACUCUUUCCUUGAUGCGCAGCUCAAGCACAGAGGAUGCACUCAGGAGUUUGUACCGCAAAGCUGUGAUGGGAACAACCACUCCGCCGAGUUUGGAGUUGUCAAGAUGCCCAACACCAAUUGGACAAACUUGCCGUACGAAAGAUAUCCGUACACCACAGUCACAGAGGACCAGUGUAGAGACUUCUGCCUUAGCGACUGCCUGUGCACAGCGGCUCUAUUUCAUGGACCGUACUGUGCUAAGAUGGCGUCAUUGACAGGUGCCGGACAGCAGGGAGGAAAUGUCAGCAUGAACGUGUUGAUCAAGGUGAGGACAAGCAGCCCCUCGGUGCCGGCAUCACUGAGAAGGAUAUUGCCUUAUGUACUACUCGGUUGCUCGGCGUUCCUGUUGUUGUCGGCAGCAGGUAGUCUCAUGUUACAUUGCUACCUCAGAAAAAAGACCGCCAACCAUGACUUUGUGAGGGCUUACACUGCAAAAGAGCUUUACAAAGCCACCAAUGGCUUUCAUAGGUUGCUAGGCAGAGGAGGCUUUGGCGAGGUCUACUAUGGGGUGUUGAAGUCGCUACACUACCCUGAGAUAGCAGUGAAGAAGCUCAUCAGCUCCAAUGAUUACAGCGAGAGGGAGUUUGGGAAUGAGGUACAGUCCAUCGGCCAGAUCCACCAUAGGAAUCUAGUCCGCAUGGUUGGUUACUGCAAAGAGCGGGCUCAACGGAUGUUGGUGUUCGAGUUCAUGCCAGGUGGUUCCCUUCGGAGCUUCCUUUUCCAACCUCAGCAGCAACCGAUGUGGAGUUGGCGCGCUGAGGCAGCGCUCGGCAUUGCCAAGGGCAUGGAGUACUUACAUGAAGGAUGCAAUUAUCCAAUCAUCCACUGUGACAUCAAGCCCGACAAUAUAUUGUUAGAUAGCAAGAAAAAUCCGAAGAUUACUGACUUUGGGAUUGCCAGGCUUCUUAGUGACCAGCAGAUGCACACCACGGUGACCAACAUCAGGGGCACGAGGGGCUAUAUUGCCCCCGAGUGGUUCCAAAGCGACAGGCGCAUCGACACCAAGGUUGAUGUUUACAGCUUCGGUGUUGUGCUACUAGAGAUGAUAUGCUGCCGAAAGUCCCAGGAGCCAGUGCCUGGUCAGGAUGGUGAUGACUCGGUCAUGCUAUUCGAGUGGGCCGGUCAGUUGGUUGGUGAUGGCAGGACUGAGGUUCUCUUUCAUAGCGAUGACGACGCCAUUGAGGAUUUGUUCAGAGUGGAGAGGUUCUUGCGUGUUGCUCUCUGGUGCAUUGAGCAGAAUCCUUCGCUCCGUCCGACAAUGCAUCAGGUUGUUCAGAUGCUGGAGGGUGUGAUUGAGGUCGACACUCUACCUGCGCCUACAAGCUCCAACUGUUCAUCGCCGUUGACCUCUUCAGUCGACGAGAGCCCUCUGUUGCCAGGUGGUGCUACUCUUGCGAUAGAGUGA
This is a messenger RNA of Triticum aestivum (bread wheat), 2493 nucleotides long. Its product is annotated as G-type lectin S-receptor-like serine/threonine-protein kinase LECRK2. The record is from RefSeq and is a predicted model, not a curated record. Gene Ontology annotation, biological process: protein phosphorylation. Lineage: Eukaryota; Viridiplantae; Streptophyta; Magnoliopsida; Poales; Poaceae. The transcript has a single exon. The coding region runs from base 1 to 2493 and encodes 830 amino acids. Gene Ontology annotation, molecular function: protein serine/threonine kinase activity; ATP binding.